Nelumbo nucifera (sacred lotus) is the source of this 1038-nucleotide messenger RNA. Its product is annotated as cyclin-dependent kinases regulatory subunit 1-like. Gene Ontology annotation, molecular function: cyclin-dependent protein serine/threonine kinase regulator activity. The record is from RefSeq and is a predicted model, not a curated record. Lineage: Eukaryota; Viridiplantae; Streptophyta; Magnoliopsida; Proteales; Nelumbonaceae.
CCAUGCGUCAAUAGCCACGGAAACAAUCAAGCGUGGAUGGAAAUGGAGCAUUGAUUUGCUAUCUUGAUCCACAGAUCCAGUAACCAAAAGUCUUGGUCGCCAUGACUCCUACAUAUGAACUACUAGUUCAAUCAGCCAAAUUUAAAAUUUGAAAAUCAAAUUCCAAACGGUUCAGUAGCUUCUUGAACAACCCUUUUUUGAUCCGUUAUUUAUGGAUAGAAUCCGCACUCCCUCAAUUCUAGCAAAUCGAGAGACGGAGACGGAGCUUCUUCAGGUGAAAAUUUUGAAUUUUCUUCUUCCAUUCUCUCAUCAUCACCCGCUUCAUCUUCCUUCUUCACUGUGUUUUCUUUCUUCCCUCUUUGAUUCCCAAAAUCAAUAAACCGAUAUACUCGGUUCUUCUCUGUUUCCUGGUCUCUUCUCCUCCACUAGCGACUAAAAUAGGAUUGUACCAAGAAAAUAGAUAUGGGCCAGAUCCAGUACUCCGACAAAUACUUCGAUGACACUUGUGAAUACAGGCAUGUGGUUCUUCCUCCUGAAGUGGCCAAACUGCUGCCUAAGAAUCGUCUUCUCUCUGAAAAUGAAUGGAGGGCGGUCGGGGUUCAGCAGAGUCGAGGGUGGGUUCACUACGCGAUCCAUCGUCCCGAGCCACACAUCAUGCUCUUUAGGAGGCCACUCAACUACCAACAGCAACAGGAGAACCACGUUCAACAGCACUUGCUCGCCAAGUGAAUGUUAAAUUGUUAACCCAGAAAAGCUUCCCCCGGAGGAAGGAAGGAAAAAGAAGCCAUUUCCCUUUCCCUGAUUAUACAGGAUUCCCUGCGUUUAGUUUGGAAUCUUUUCGUCUUGAAAAGAGAAGAAAAGAAUUAGGAUUUCUGAUAUGAGAGAAUAUGGUUGUUUUCAUUGUAAGGUGGAGUAGGUUUCUUGUUGUCUUUCUCGACUUGGUUUGCAAUGAAAUUGUUAUACUGCGUUUGCUUCCUACUUCAAUUGCUUAGUCUGGAUUGAUUGAUUAGUGAGGGAUUAAUUGGUCUUGGUUUUUCA